AUGAGUGUCAUUCUGUGUACUGCUGGUUAUGACCAUACCAUUCGAUUUUGGGAGGCACUCUCGGGUAUCUGCUCUCGAACCAUUCAACACCCUGAGUCGCAAGUCAACCGUCUCUGCAUAACGCCAGACAAGAAAUACCUCGCAGCAGCUGGCCGUCAUGUCGUCCGCCUAUACGAUAUCAAGAGCUCCAACCCAAGUCCUAUCAUGGUCUUUGAAGGCCACAAUAACAAUAUUACAGCUGUGGCGUUCCACGUGGACACAAAGUGGAUGGUUACAAGUUCAGAGGACUCGACAGUAAAAGUUUGGGAUACAAGAACCGGCACGAUUCAGAGGAAUUAUGCUCACACUCAUCCUGUGAAUGAUGUGGUCAUCCAUCCAAACCAAGGAGAAAUUGUCUCGGCUGAUCGUGGAGGAAACGUUCGAGUCUAUGACCUUGGCUCAGACAAAUGCACCCAUCAAUUGAUACCAGCUGAGGACGUCUCCGUCUCAAGCGUAAGCAUUGCUAACGACGGUUCACUUCUAGCAGCUGGCAACAACCACGGCGACGUCUAUAUCUGGCGCAUGUUUCAAGAAAACAACGAAACAUCCCUCAGUCCCUGCCGCGUCUUCAAAGCUCACAAAGAAUACCUCACCCGACUCCUUCUCUCCCCAGACAUCAAACUCCUCGCAACAUGCUCAGCCGACCACACCGUCAAGAUCUGGCGCAUCGACCCCAACGAAGAUCACCUCGAAAACCUCGAAGGAGAAGACUUCUCCGAACCACAAACACCAAGCCAAUCAAGCCAAAGUCUGCCCACCACAUUCGGCAGCACAAUCAGUGUCCGACCAAACACUGCGUCCAGAGAAUCGACCGCCUCACCACACUCACAAGGCUCAGCCUCAACAGGAAACCUGGCCAAUAGCCAAGUACCCCAACCCGUCAUCACACACCGUCGACCGCUUCCAAUAGAGACCACUCUCGAGAACCAUCAGCGCUGGGUCUGGGAUUGUGCCUUUUCUGCGGAUUCGGCUUAUCUGGUUACUGUGUCGUCGGACCAUUACGCUCGGCUUUGGGAGUUGAGUUCAAGCAGCAUUAUUAGACAGUAUUCUGGUCAUCAUAGAGGUGCGGUAUGUGUCGCAUUGAAUGACUACAGUGGCACGGGAAGCUAG
Messenger RNA from Lithohypha guttulata, 1149 nucleotides. RefSeq names its product TOR complex subunit lst8 (gene LST8). The transcript is spliced from 3 exons. Gene Ontology annotation, cellular component: TORC2 complex; TORC1 complex. Lineage: Eukaryota; Fungi; Ascomycota; Eurotiomycetes; Chaetothyriales; Trichomeriaceae. The record is from RefSeq and is a predicted model, not a curated record. The coding region runs from base 1 to 1149 and encodes 382 amino acids. Gene Ontology annotation, biological process: regulation of actin cytoskeleton organization; TOR signaling. Gene Ontology annotation, molecular function: protein binding.